Messenger RNA from Schizosaccharomyces japonicus yFS275, 1615 nucleotides. Its product is annotated as WDR68 family WD repeat protein. The coding region runs from base 76 to 1416 and encodes 446 amino acids. The transcript has 5 exons. The record is from RefSeq and is a predicted model, not a curated record. NCBI's taxonomy places the organism in Eukaryota, Fungi, Ascomycota, Schizosaccharomycetes, Schizosaccharomycetales, Schizosaccharomycetaceae.
GUCGAGUCUCGUCGACACACCUACGGCUGCCGUCUCAGAACCAAAGACGUAGAUUCUGUUGAAAUUCGGUGCAACAUGUCCAAUUUACGCCGGAAUCGUUAUUCGAUUUCGGGAAAUUUGUGUAGAGAUUUUCAGCCGUCUUCAGAGCGAAGAACAAGCCCGUCGACCUCACAAACUGUAUCAGCAUACGGGGCUUCCAACUUGAGAAAUGCAUGUUACUAUAAAACACCUUACAGCCUGUACGCUAUGGAUUGGUGCAAAGUACAGGGACCUGCUCAAGACUUUAUAGCAUGCGCGAGUUUUACAGAGGAAACGAACAACAAGAUUCAGGUGUUUUCUUUGAACCGCAGCGGCCAGGGCCAGCCGUUUCUUGACAAGACGCAUUCUACUGUAAACAAUUUGGAUUUUCCUUGCACGAAAUUGCUGUGGAAUCCUUCUCGGACGACCCCCAGUGAACAUCAAUUCCUUGCUUCCAGCGAUCAGAAGCUCCAACUCUGGCGUGUUGCAAAUGACGCCCAUCAGAACGAUGCCAUUGAAGGUGUUGCUUCGUUUUCGAAUGCGAAGACAAAUCGUGCUGCACCGCUUACCUCGUUCGACUGGUGCAAAGCAGACAUCUCACAAAUUGUCACUUCAAGCAUUGAUACUACUUGCACUGUGUGGGAUAUAGUGACCCAACAGUCAAAGACGCAGCUUAUCGCCCAUGAUAAGGAAGUGUUUGAUGUACAGUUCUUGGCAAACAGCGUAGACGUGUUUGCUAGCGUUGGCGCAGACGGCAGUGUUCGAAUGUUUGAUUUGAGAUCUCUGGACCACUCUACUAUUAUUUACGAAGCUGAGCCGGCUUAUGUUCGGCCAGCCCGUAUAUAUGAAGACUAUACGGCUAGUGCUGCGGCACCGCUUCUGCGGCUUUCUGCUUGUGACGUGGAUCCCAACUUGAUGGCGACCUUUCACCACAAGUCGUCUAAUGUGCUUAUCAUUGAUAUUCGUGCCCCGGGACAGUCAUCCAUGACACUCCAGGCACAUACGGGUGCUGUAAAUGCGGUGCACUGGUUGCCUGGCAGUCGGUCUCGUCUUGUCUCCUGCGCUGAAGACAAGCAGGUUCUUUUGUGGGAGCUCAACAAGGCCGAGUCAUCGAAUUCUUAUUCUCACCAUCCUCGUUACAACAGUUUUGUCAAAGAAAGCUCAAUUAUUUCUACCGAAUCGAAGACAGAGUCAGGCAGCUACAGUGCCAGUGCCCCAGUCUCAGGAACCGCUACACCUGCUACAAAAGUCAUUGCGAGUCCUUCUGCUUCCUGGCUUGCAGACACGGAGGUGAAUAACGUCUGCACUUCCGGAACUGGCGAUGCUUUCGCCGCCGUCCAUGGAAGAACUGCUCAAGUAUUCUUCCGUAACGACUAUAACUCGAUUGUACAAACUUAAAGAUGUUGAAGUGACUCCUCCACUUUCUGUUCCAUACUCACGUCCGAUGACCACUGCAGACAACCUCCACGAAUCAUUGAUCCCACAUCAGCAAACCAUUUUUGCACUGCAACCUGCCAUUCAUUGUUCUGUAUGCGUUUUGGAUUCACACGAAUGUCGGCGUUUUCAUUUCGCUUCGUUUCAUGAGGAUUUUUAUGAA